Molecule: messenger RNA, 1243 nt
Organism: Microcebus murinus (gray mouse lemur)
Lineage: Eukaryota; Metazoa; Chordata; Mammalia; Primates; Cheirogaleidae
Source: RefSeq, a predicted model, not a curated record
GGAAAAAAAAACAACCAAAAAACAAAAAAAACGGCCUCCAGGAAGCACAAAUCCGAAAAGCCAGGCGGCUCGGACCUGGAGGCUGCGGUUCUCAACUCGGUCCGCGGAGGAGGCUAUAAAAGCGCGGGGCAGGGGGCGCCAGCCUCGCCAGAGCGAAGGAGCGAGGCCCGGGAGGUGACAUUGUCUCUCUCUCUCUCUUUCCGUUCCCUCCCUCCCCCAAAAAAUCCUCCCUUUUUCAGCCUCUUUUGCACCCCAGGCACUCGCGAGCGCGCUUUUGCAACUGCUCCGGCUCGGGCCUCCCUCCCGGGCCUCCACCUCCGUCCCUCUCCGUUUCCCCACCGGUGGCGUCCAGACCCGCGCUUUACCCCUAACCCUGCCGCCCGUCCCCAGGCCCGGCCGCGGCCGCUCCCGCCCGGAGCCGCCGCGGGCCUCCAGUCCCCCCUUGUCCCCCCGGCCUCCACUUUUCCUCUUCCCGGCGCGGCCUCCGGGCCUCCGCGCGCCGCCGGCCUCCAACCCGCUGGCCACCAUGUCGGUGGAGCUGGAGGAGGCCCUGCCUCCCACCGCGGGCGAGGGAGGCCUCCCCGGGAAGGCGUCUCGGGGCGCGGGGAGUGGAGGCCCGGGGAGUGGAGGCCCGGCCUCGAAGGGCAGCAGCAGCAGCAGCAAGAAGAAGAAGAAGAAGACGAAGAAGAAGAACCAGCCUGGCAAGUACAGCAGGCUGGUGGUGGAGACCAUCCGGAGGCUGGCGGAGCGUGGAGGCUCGUCGCUGGCCCGCGUCUACGCGGAGGCCCGCAAGGUGCCGUGGUUCGACCAGCAGAACGGCCGCACCUACCUCAAGUACUCCAUCAGGGCCCUGGUGCAGAACGACACGCUCCUGCAGGUCAAGGGCACCGGCGCCAACGGCUCCUUCAAGCUCAACCGCAAGAAAGUGGAGGCCGGGGGCGGAGGCUGCGGCGUCGGUGGCGAGGCUCCCGGGGCGCCCAAGCAAAAGAAGAAGAAGGCGGCGGAAAAGGAGGCCGCCUCCAGCAGCAGCAGCAGCCUCCGGAGGGGCAAGCAGCGGCAGCCUGCACCCGCGGGGAGGCUUUCCCACACCAGGAAGAACAGCAAGGACAAAGGUGGGAGAGCCUCCGCCGCCAAGGUGAAGAAGGCCGCCAAGCCCAGCCUCCUCCCCAAAGUGCACAAGGGGCGCAAGUGAGCGCGGAGCCGCCCCCACACACCCCAAAAAACAAACAAAAAAAAUCUGGUU